GUUCACGUAUUCGGAUCUAUGAAAUGGAUCUAAAGUACGAUGGUAUCUAUAGAAUGUUUUUGAUGGCGAAUGUUGUGACCCCAACGGAACGGGCACAGUUCUUAAACCUGAUACCAAUAUUAGAAGCACUAUACAAGGUUAAAGAUCGAAUCUUUGAAGUAUUGGAGGUAAUUACUUCUGAUUCUCCACCUAGUUCACCACGCUCUACUUAUGUCAGAAUACCCAUCCCUUCACCAAAAUUAGUAAAGUUUCCUGUUAUUGGCUUACCAUCAAAUUAG
Molecule: messenger RNA, 278 nt
Organism: Dentiscutata heterogama
Lineage: Eukaryota; Fungi; Glomeromycota; Glomeromycetes; Diversisporales; Gigasporaceae
Source: the annotation of a GenBank genome assembly